This is a messenger RNA of Puntigrus tetrazona (Sumatra barb), 4967 nucleotides long. RefSeq names its product potassium voltage-gated channel, subfamily H (eag-related), member 8 (gene kcnh8). Gene Ontology annotation, molecular function: voltage-gated potassium channel activity. Gene Ontology annotation, cellular component: membrane. Bases 119 to 3112 code for a protein of 997 amino acids. The transcript is spliced from 16 exons. Gene Ontology annotation, biological process: regulation of membrane potential; potassium ion transmembrane transport. The record is from RefSeq and is a predicted model, not a curated record. NCBI's taxonomy places the organism in Eukaryota, Metazoa, Chordata, Actinopteri, Cypriniformes, Cyprinidae.
CUUUCAUGCCUCAGUCCGCUGAAAACCCAGUUUCACCGGAGUGCUUCAAACUGUCUCUACGCUUGUCUCUGACAACGCCGCGUCACUUUGAUGGGGAAUUCGAUAUCAGGGCGGGAAAAUGCCUGUUAUGAAGGGAUUGCUCGCGCCACAGAACACAUUUUUGGACACUAUAGCGACGCGUUUUGACGGCACACACAGCAACUUCAUCCUGGCCAAUGCGCAGGUGUCCAAAGGUUUCCCGAUCGUGUACUGCUCGGAUGGAUUCUGUGAGCUUACUGGAUUUGCCCGAACCGAGGUCAUGCAGCAGAGCUGCGCAUGCAAGUUUCUGUAUGGGCCGGAGACCAGCGAGCACAUCAUUCUUCAUGUGGACUCUGCGCUUGAGGAACGUAGCGAGCUCAAGGAGGAGAUAAUGUUCUACAAAAAGAAUGGUACUGUGUUCUGGUGUCUGCUGGAUAUUGUGCCUAUCAAGAAUGAGAAGGGAGAUGUGGUCCUCUUUCUCGCCUCUUUUAAAGACAUCACUGACACCAAAGCCAAAUCUAUACUUGAGGAGAAAAAAGAAGAGUGCCGCCGCGAGAAGGUCAAGGGCGGGUCUCCGUUUGGCUCCACGCGGCUGCGGUCUAGCACAGUUCUCUACCAUAUUUCCGGACACCUGCAUAACCGUCAGAAACAAAGUAAAAUCAAACUUAACAAGAAUGUGUUUGGCGAUCCGCCCGCGCUUCCUGAAUAUAAAGUUGCAGAUGCCAAGAAGUCCAAGUUCAUUCUUCUCCACUUUAGCACCUUCAAGGCGGGCUGGGAUUGGCUGAUCCUUCUGGCUACAUUCUAUGUCGCUGUGACGGUGCCGUAUAACGUUUGCUUUAUCGGUGAUCAGGACUUGACACGUAGCACGACUGUCACCGACAUUGCCGUUGAGAUUCUUUUCAUCAUUGACAUUGUGUUCAGUUUCCGCACUACAUACGUGAGUAAGUCGGGGCAGGUGAUCUUCGAUGCGCGGCAGAUCUGCAUCCAUUACAUGACCACCUGGUUCAUCAUCGACCUGGUUGCCGCUCUGCCCUUUGAUCUCCUUUACGCUUUCAAAGUCAGCGUGGUGUCAGUGGUGCAUCUGCUAAAGACCGUACGCCUGCUGAGGCUCCUACGUCUGCUGCAGAAGAUGGACCGCUACUCCCAGCACAGUACGGUGGUGCUGACCCUGCUCAUGUCCAUGUUUGCACUGCUGGCUCACUGGAUGGCCUGCAUCUGGUACAUCAUUGGCAAGAAGGAGGUGGAGAGCAACGCAGACACCUGGGAUAUUGGUUGGCUGCAUGAGCUUGGGAAGCGGUUGGAGUCUCCGUAUGACGGGAUGAGUAUGGAAGCGGUCAACAGAACGCUGAGCAGUGGACCGUCUUUGCGGAGCAUCUACAUCGCAGCGCUGUACUUCACCCUCAGCAGCCUGACCAGCGUGGGCUUUGGAAAUGUCUCUGCCAACACAGACGCAGAGAAGAUCUUCUCCAUCUGCACCAUGCUCAUUGGAGCUCUGAUGCACGCUCUGGUCUUUGGCAACGUGACGGCCAUCAUCCAACGCAUGUACUCGCGCUGGUCCUCUUACCACACACGCACUAAAGACCUGAAGGACUUCAUCCGUGUGCACCACCUGCCCCAGAGCCUCAAACAGCGCAUGCUGGAGUACUUCCAGACCACCUGGUCUGUCAACAACGGUAUCGACUCCAAUGAGCUCUUGAAAGACUUUCCAGAUGAGCUGCGUUCGGACAUCGCAAUGCAUCUGAAUAAAGAGAUCCUAGAGCUGUCUGUCUUCUCCUCUCUGAGCCGUGGAUGUCUCCGCUCUCUCUCCCUGCACAUAAAGACUUCGUUUUGUGCGCCGGGCGAGUACCUUCUUCGUCAGGGAGAUGCUUUACAGGCUCUUUUCUUUGUCUGCUCCGGCUCCAUGGAGGUGCUAAAGGACAGCAUGGUGCUAGCCAUCCUAGGUAAAGGCGACCUGAUUGGUGCGAACAUGUCGGUUGGUGACCGUGUGAUAAAGACGAAUGCUGACGUGAAGGCGCUGACGUACUGCGACCUGCAGUGCAUUAAUCUGAGGGGCCUGUAUGAAGUGCUCGACCUGUAUCCUGAAUACUCCCACCGUUUUGUGCAGGACAUAACACACGACCUCACCUACAACCUGAGAGAGGGACAAGAGAGCCAUGUCAUAUCCAGGAUGUCCAGCAAGUCUAUGGACACACAGAUAGAGGGAAGGGGAAAUGGAGACGUGAUCCAGUGCUAUCCACCAAUAGCUGAGCAUCAAGACGAGGGAGAUGAUGAUGAUGAAGACGAUCAGAUACAUUAUCUCAAAGGUGGAACCAAACAGAAAACGCACCUGCAGAAAAACGAUCACCAAACCAACAAAAAACUUCACAUUCAGCAUACCACUGUCACAAAGCCUGACCUUGCAAAUCUCAGCCCAAGGGUCGUGGACGGCACAGAGGACAGUGAUGGUACAGAAAAUUCACACACAUUUAUAUUUUCCUCUGGCCAUCAGCACACCGUCAGUGGUGCAACUAACACCACUGCCACCACAGCAGAAUUAGCAGCUAAAUCAGAGGACACCAGAGGACAGCUACGCCACCUUAACCAAGAGGUGAACUCUCUCGGACGGGAGGUGGCUGAGCUGGGACGAGUCAUGCGGAGUCUUGCCUUUCUCAUCGAAUCCAUGAUGGCCUCUCCUCAAACACCGGGUGUCUGCGCAUCCACGUUUACCUCGGGACAUCCAUCACCUCCCGUCCCCUUCCCGAGCCAGGGUUCUUCUUGGACAAGCCCUCCUUUUUCUUCACCGAUGCACCCUGGAAUACAUCCAGGAGGACUUGUAUCCCAUCCUCUCAGGCCACAAGAACUGCAGCUGGUCUGCCCCACAACGUCUCCCGGUUCUUUUCCCAUUACAUUUUCCUCAUCCCCCCACACAGACAGAUUGAGAGAGCCGUUAUUGACCCUUUCUCCGCACAGCGCAGUCGCUCGGACCCGCUCGCAGAGCCUGGAGACACCGCUUCCGCAGCAUCACCAACACAUCUCACACACCCCCGGAACUUUACCCAGAGCUGGGCAGCCAUCGCUGGGAGAAGGGGAGGAUCUCAGGUCCCUGGGUUUGUAGCAGUCAAUCUUUAAAACGGACAAGUUCCACUGGAAUCUGCGUGUUACCUGGACUCAGGACUGGACUGAUAAGAUAAGUGGUACACGCACUGCCAAAGCCAUGGAGCACUGGUUCCUUCGAAGAUAUACAUGUUUACCAUCUCAGUUUUUAAGAUAAUCUCUCUAACGGCAUGUCUUACAAUGCUAGAAGCUAAAGGGAUAUCUCUCAUCCGGAAAAAACUAAUUGAAACAGCAGAACGUUUAAACAACCAAAAGUAAAACAAACUCGUUAUUCAGAUGUUAACUGCAUUCAUCUAAAUACGGUUCAUAUUGAGUCAGCUGCAAAAUCCUAAAUUAGCUAUAAGGGCAAUUUACCUUUUUAUGUCAAUUUUAAAAAGAGGUUUUACUAAAUGUUUAAUUUAUUCUAAUCAUCACUGCCUACAUAAAGUCCCUCAAAAACGUUCUGUGCAAUGAAAAGUUACAAUUUAUCAACACCAUCUGGAAUGUGCUACUAGUUAUCAUUUUGACAGCGUUCCUCAGGUUUUAAAUUGAAAUUAUAUUAAUGCAAUUCCAAUAGCUUUAAAUGGAAUAGAUACUAAAAUACACAGUUUUUUUCUAAAAACGUGUGCCAUAAUGUCAUAAUGCACUAUUCACCACUUCUAAGGAGGAAACUUUAAUCAGAUGUUAACUUUUCAUUUUGGAAAAUAUGUGUUUCUACCUUGGAACAUUCCUUCAAAUACUGUACUUCUAAGAAUUUUAUGGAAACAUGGCUGAAAAGAUACAAUUUUCAUUGUUUGAGUAGUAAAAGGAGAAGACUGAAGAGACCCCCUAAUGAUUUCUAUUAGAAAAUCAGCUCUUUAAUCAGAUUUUUUAAAGUAUGAGUUCUUCUAAUCAAGCUUUGCAGUGCUUGAUAACCGACUUUAUCCUCUUUAUCCUCGGAUUAGCCCUGUAUAUUGUACAAAUGCAUUGUAUCUGCUAUGUUUAGCAAACUUAACUAGUUGAUGGGUUGUCUAAACAACUAGUCAGUCUUCAAUAAGCACUGCAUAAUUAAUAAAUCAUGUCAUUUACACUGAAUACUAAUCAUACUAGUAAGGCAUGGAAGAUGUUUGAAAACUGCCAACGACAAGCUGACAGAUAUUCAAAUAAAUAAGCUAAAUAACUAAGCUUUAAUUGCACAGAACUACCAUAGUCCUCACAUAAAAAGAAGAUGGAUUACGCAUAAUAAUGGGAACAUUGCUCACAGCAGGCAAUCUGAAGCUUGACAGUAAUUGUCUUGGAAUUUAUUGUUGAAGGUUGUGAAUUAGUUACAAAGCGGUGCUUUGAUGACUGUAGCGAUGAGGUUUUAAAAGGGGACUAUUUAGAAACUUUUUGGAGAGGGCUGUAUGCAGGACAGGUAACUUGUUAGACUUUUUGCAUGCUAAAUUACGGCAUGAUGACAGCAUGCUAAAAGCCUUUGAGAAGCUUCAUCCCCUUUUAAACACCACUGCUAAUGCUAAAAUCACAGAAACUGGUAACACUUUCCAUAUGGUUUGUUCAAAUUUGCUAAUGCAUUUUGUAUUCUAAACUAAUUUCUAUAGCAUUUAUUAUCCUUCAUAUAUUUAUUAAUGUUAAUUUAUGAAUGUAUUUCACUUUAUUCUCAUUUUUUAAUACAACAAUUAACAUAUUUUGUAACAGUGUUUUUGCUUGAAUUUCACAUUUUAAACUGUUAAAAAGUGUUGAUGAAAAUAUAAACAAAAUUAGAAAUACUGUCUUGGCAACUGACUGAAAUAGAAUGAAAAAUGACAAACUAAAUAAAAAAAGAUAUAAUACUGAAUUCUAAUUAUAAAAAAAAAAAAACUAAAAACGUAAAAAUGAAAAUGAAAACACACAUAACCAAA